AAUCCCGGAUUGUACUUUAUAGUCUCAGAGCUCUUCGUGCAGUUCUCACAGUAGCGUUCAAACACUGAGCACAGUGGAUAGUCUUAGACAGUGGAUUAACUUCAUACAGUUUGGGAAGCCAAUUGUCACACAUUGCAACUCCAGCAUGCCUGUUUCAAGAAUGAGAAUGAGACCCUGGCUGGAAGCCAAAAUUGACUCCAAUGCCAUCAAUGGAUUAAUCUGGAUAAACAAGGAGAAGAAGAUCUUCCAGAUUCCUUGGAAACAUGCUGCUAGACACGGAUGGGAUCUCGACAAAGAUGCCUGUCUUUUCAAACAGUGGGCCAUACACACAGGAAAGUACAAACAAGGUGUACAUGAGCCAGACCCAAAGACAUGGAAAGCCAAUUUCCGGUGCGCAAUGAACUCGCUUCCAGACAUCGAGGAAGUAAAAGACCAAAGUGUCAACAAAGGCUCCAGCGCUGUUCGUGUCUAUAAAAUGCUACCACCCAUCUCCAAGAAAAGAGAUAAGAAGUCAUGUACGAAAGAAACCAAAAACAGAAACAGAAACAAGGGAACGCUACCAAAGGUAAAAGCUGAAGAUUCAGACUACAGAGAACCACACCUUCCAGAUGACCAUAGCACAUACACAGCUCAGGAAGAACAUUCAAGUGAAGAGGUAGACAGCACCGAAAAUGAUUUAGAUUUCACAGAUUCACAAUUUCAGGAAGACACGAUGGUGGUACCUUCGGAUUGGACGAAUACUGUGGAGAUAUCAACAGCUGACAGCACAAAUGAAAUCUAUCAGUUCCAAGUGUCACCCAUACAUUCGCCAGAACUGGAAAGUCUUCAGGAAGUCAUUCAGAUGGCACAAGAAUUGGAACAAGAUCAGUCUCAGUGGCAACAAAGCAAUAUAAAUGGCAAAGGUUUCCUGAGCAAUGCAGUAGGCACAUCAGAAACAGUUCACAAUACCGAAAGCCACUGGAGCGAUACUGCAGAAGUCGAAUUAAGAUUUUACACUGAACUGAAAGGAGGAGUAAACUUGGAUCUUGUGAGCUACCUCGACCCUUGGACCUCAAACAGCACAGCAAACCUACAACAAAUUGUCUGCCCUCUCUAGUUCCAGUUGUAAAUAAUCCCAGAACAUAAAAGACUGUUUUUCAACUCGGGGGACUUCAAUUAAUAUUUUUGGACAUUGUCUCUGUUAUUCAGUUGAUUGCCUUUGAGGACUAAAGAAGGAUUAUUUUGGCAAAAGGAAUAGGACCACAAAAAAUGUUUCUAAUUCAGUGUUUUCCUUUUGUGAAAAUUUGUUGCACUCAGACAAAGCACAGAGGUGCUUUGACUUCUCUUCCCUGAUUUAACCUAUGAUGAUGGCACAAGAUGUUUUGCUAUAACAGGUGUUGUGAGAAAAAUUAUGCUGUGAGUUAUUAUAGUGAAUCUAAAAGGGCAGUUAAGUGGGACAUAUUUAAAUGCAUGCACUUUACCACCAUUACAUUGUGCCUUUUAUAGAUACAGUACUUCUUGUUAGAAUUGUCUUAAACUUGACAAAGGUCUUUUAACUGGAAAAAAAUAAACUAUUGUCCAACUUCACUUUCUAUACAAAAAAAAACAAAAGCAAACUGCUGUUCCGUUAUUUGCAUUGUCCUUUAGUUUUGUAAACAAUAUUUGUGUAUUCCAAGAGCAACAGGACUGUACAGCAUCCACUUAUGACAUUCUUACAUGCAGAAAUGUAUUGUCAGCUAUGUACAAAUGUAAAUAUUGUAAAUUAUAUUUGGUUUUGUUAAAAAAAUAAAAAAGGUUUUUUCAAAUUG
Molecule: messenger RNA, 1787 nt
Organism: Lepisosteus oculatus (spotted gar)
Lineage: Eukaryota; Metazoa; Chordata; Actinopteri; Semionotiformes; Lepisosteidae
Gene: irf1b
Product: interferon regulatory factor 1b
Biological process (GO): regulation of transcription by RNA polymerase II; immune system process
Cellular component (GO): nucleus
Molecular function (GO): DNA-binding transcription factor activity, RNA polymerase II-specific; RNA polymerase II cis-regulatory region sequence-specific DNA binding
Source: RefSeq, a predicted model, not a curated record